This is a messenger RNA of Megalops cyprinoides (Indo-Pacific tarpon), 1089 nucleotides long. Its product is annotated as probable G-protein coupled receptor 25. NCBI's taxonomy places the organism in Eukaryota, Metazoa, Chordata, Actinopteri, Elopiformes, Megalopidae. Bases 1 to 1089 code for a protein of 362 amino acids. Gene Ontology annotation, biological process: immune response; G protein-coupled receptor signaling pathway. The record is from RefSeq and is a predicted model, not a curated record. Gene Ontology annotation, cellular component: membrane. Gene Ontology annotation, molecular function: bradykinin receptor activity. The transcript is spliced from 2 exons.
AUGUACACUGCUGUACAGUAUUACUUCUACGAUGAGAACUACACAGAGCUGCUGGACUGGAAUGUGAGUGAACAUGUUUGCCAGGAUGUAGUCCUUCCUCUCUCUCACAUCUACCUGCCCCUGUUCUACUUUCUCAUAUUUUUCACGGGCGUCUCAGGAAACUUCUUCGUGAUUGCAGUCAUGUGUGGGAAGCACAAGAGCAGCCGGCUGGUGGAUACCUUCGUGGCCAACCUGGCGAUGGCUGACCUGGUGUUUGUCUUCACGUUGCCACUGUGGGCGGUGUCUGCUGCUCACCACCACCGCUGGGACUUUGGCAAUGCCCUCUGCAAGCUUAGCAGCUACAUCAUCGCCGUCAACCGCUUCUCCAACAUCUUCUUCCUCACCUGCAUGAGUGCCGACCGCUACCUGGCCGUGGUGCGCCUGCUGGACUCUCGUUUCCUGCGGACCGGGCGUGGCGUGCAGCUCACCUGCGGGGCCGUGUGGGUGUCCUCGCUGCUCCUGGGCGUCCCCUCGUUGGUCUUCCGUGGUGUGGUGCACCACACAGGCGAUGACCUCUGUGUGGAGGAUAGGGAGUCACCCGUGUUCCUGGGCCUGAGCCUGGCCUCCUUCUUCCUGGCCUUCCUGCUUCCUGUUGCGGUAAUCCUCUUCUGCUACGGGUCCAUCCUUGCCAGGCUGCGGCACCACAGAGUACCCAGGAACCCGCAGAGGGACACGAGGCGCCGGCACUCACUCAAGAUCGUCUUCGCCAUUGUCGCGGCCUUCCUGGUCUCUUGGCUACCUUUCAACACUCUCAAGGGUGUCCUGAUGGGCUCCAGGGUCCUGGGCGUGACCCUCUCCUGCAAGACGCACAACCUCCUCGCUCACGGCCUCAUCCUCUCAUCCUGCCUGGCCUUCUUCAACAGCUGCGCCAAUCCAAUCAUCUACCUUCUCCUGGACCGACACUUUCAGAGCCGUGCCCGUGGCUUCUGCUUUGGGGGUCUGGGCCUGUACCAGGGGGCGUCUCAUACCCCCUCCGUUGGCGCCUCUGACACCCACUCUGGGUCUGCCAUCUCCCGCACCCGCCUCUCCUCCAUCAACCUGUCCAAGUGA